Molecule: messenger RNA, 1785 nt
Organism: Momordica charantia (bitter melon)
Lineage: Eukaryota; Viridiplantae; Streptophyta; Magnoliopsida; Cucurbitales; Cucurbitaceae
Source: RefSeq, a predicted model, not a curated record
AUGGAUAUUUUAAUCUCAGUCGUAGCAAAAAUUGCAGAGUACACAGUUGAACCCAUUGGACGUCAACUAGGUUAUCUCUUUUUCUACAAUAGAAACAUUAAGGAUCUUGAAAAACAACUUGAAAAUCUAAAGACUACUGGAGAAAAAGUGCAAAUUUUGGUUAACGAGGAAGAAGUAAUUCAUAUGAAAUCUAUGACGAAGUCUCGACAUGGUUGUUGGCCGAAAUCUAACGUUAACAAAGUUGGAGUAUAUGGUAUGGGAGGUGUUGGAAAAACUAAGUGGCUGGAUGAAGUUAAGAAAUUAGUAUUAGAAAACAAAUUGUUUGAUCGAGUGAUUGAUGUGACUAUAGGUCAAUCUAAUGGUGUAGUAGAGAUACAAGAUCAAAUUGGAGGAAAGUUAAAUAUGGGAUUAAAUAUGAAGGCAGAAACUAAGGAAGGAAGAGCAACUUUCCUACAAAAUAAGUUGGUUGAGAUGAGAGAGAAUAUCCUUAUUUUGUUGGAUGAUUUAUGGAAUGAAUAUGAUCUUCAAAAAGAGGUUGGAAUUCCUUGUCGUUCAGAAUCAAGUAAAGAAGGAUGUAAGAUACUUAUGACAAGUCGAUCUCGACAUAUAUUAACAAAUAACAUGAAUACUGAAAAGUGUUUUAAGGUGAAUUCCCUAAGUGAAGAAGAGUCUUGGAAGUUUUUUAUGACAAUAGUUGGAGAGUUUGACAAAAAUCGUAUAGAACACAUGGCAAAAAAUGUGGUAAAAAAAUGUGGAGGGUUACCAAUUGCACUUAAAAUUAUUGCCAAAGCAUUGAAGGGGAAAGAACUACGUAUUUGGAAGAAUGCUUUAGAGAAAUUGGAAAAACGUGUUUCAGUGAAAAUUAAAGGAGUGAGUGACCAAUUAUAUUCUUGCCUUAAAUUAAGUUACGAUUGGAUAGAAGAUGAAGAAACUCGAUUAUUAUUUCUGUUGUGUAGUGUAUUUCCAGACGAUCACGAGAUUUGUGCGAAGGAUUUGCAGAUGUAUGCUAUGGGUAUGGGAUUACUAAAUGAGGUAGAUAAUUGGGAAACAACAAGGAAUAUGGUAAUUGAGUUGGUUGACCAUCUUAAAUCUUCCUCAUUGCUUCUAGAAUCCAAUUCAGGUGACAAUUACGUUCAAAUGCAUGAUGUGGUCCGCGAUGUUGCCAAAUACAUUGCAUCAAAUGAAAAUAAUAUGUCCUCAUUAAGCUAUGGGUGUGGACAAAGUGAAUGGCGAGAAAAAGAUAGAUACGGAUCUUAUAAUGCAAUCUUUGUAGAUUGUAUGGACUUUCCCAACCUUCCUAAGAAUUUGGAGUUUCCAAACCUUCAAAUGUUGAUAUUAAGAAUUCAAACGUUUUUUGGGGAGGGGCAAGCUAUUCAAAUUCCGGAUACUUUUUUUGAAGGAAUGAAAAAGCUUAGAGUUUUGGACAUGACGAAGAUGCGUUUUGAAUCAUCAAGGACAUCGUUGACCAACUCAUUAAAGAACCUUCAAACAUUAUGUAUGUCAUAUUGUGAAUGUGAUGAUAUUUUAACCAUUUUUCAGCUAAAAACAUUGGAAAUUUUGAGGAUUAAUGGAAGUACGAUUCAAGAGCUACCUGCAACUAUGGAUGAUUUAACCCAACUUAAGGUGCUAGAUGUGUCGAAUUGCUCCGACUUGGAGGUGAUUCCUGCAAACCUUAUUUCAAGUAUGACAAAACUGGAAGAGUUGAGUUUAUGGAGAAGCUUCAAAAGAGGAGGAGAGGAAGUAUCAUACAAAAAUGAGUUGAUUAAGAAUGUCAAACUCUCCUAA